AUGAAAUUCUGGAGAUACUCACUCACUGCCUUGGCUUCCCUUUUAGCUGCUGUCUCAGCAUCUGGCCCAACCGACGGUGAAGCUGCCGCAGACCCAAACUCUGCAGUUGUCAAGUUGACUGCUGAUGAUUUCUCAUCAUUCAUCACAGAAAACCCAUUGGUACUUGCUGAAUUCUUUGCCCCAUGGUGUGGUUACUGUAAGGUUUUGGGACCUGAAUUCUCUAAGGCUGCUGACCAGCUUAAUGUCAGUCACCCAACAAUCAAGUUGGCUCAAAUUGAUUGUACUGAAGAAGAAGCUUUAUGUCAAGAGCACGGUAUCAAGGGUUACCCAUCUUUGAAGGUUAUCCAUGGUUCUACCGACGCUAUUGAAGAUUACGAAGGGCAAAGAACUGCUGAAGGAAUCGUUGAUUUCAUGGUCCAGCAAACGUUGCCAGUUGUUCAAAAGCCAGAAACCGUUGAAGCCUUGAAGGAAAUCUUAAUCGCUAGUGAAAGACCAGUCAUCGUCGAAAUCGUACCAAAGAAGGUUAAGAAGAGUGCUAAGAAGAACCUUGAAACUUUCGAAACCGUUGCCAAGUCAAAGAGAAAGGAUGUCUCCUUUGUCUCUAUCACUGGUGACGAACUUGUCUCUGAGUUCGAAGAUUUGAUCAGCGGUGCUGAAUUAAAGGAAAAGACCAAAUUACCACAAUACGUCAUUGUUCGUCCAAAUGCCCUUGAUGAUGCUACUCUUCUCUCAGACGAGGAACCACUCACCGCAGAAUCCUUAAUUUCCUUCAUUGAUACCGAAAUCAUCCCAUACUUCGGUGAAAUUAAUAGAGACACUUACAUGUUGUACAUGAACUCUCCAUUACCAAUUGGUUACUACUUCUACAACACUGCCGAAGAAAAGGCUAAGGUUGAAGAAACUUUCAACAAGUUGGGUAAGCAACACAGAGGUAAGAUCAACUUUGUUGGUUUAGACGCUGUUCAAUUCGGUAGACACGCUGAAAUCUUAAACAUGAACCCAGAUGUUAUCCCACUUUUCGCUAUCCAAAAGGUUGCUGACAAUCUUAAGUAUGGUAUUGAUCAAACCAAGUUCCCAGAAGGUCCAUCAAUUGAAGCAAUUGAAGAGUUUGUUGCUGAUUACUUUGAUGACAAAUUAGUCGCAUUAACCAAGUCUGAAGAUUUACCAACUCCAGAAGAAGUUGCUGCUACCCCAGUUAUUAAGUUGGUUGGUCACAACCAUGCAGACAUAGUCAAGGAUACCACGAAGGAUGUCUUCGUCAAGUACUACGCUCCAUGGUGUGGUCACUGUAAGACUUUAGCUCCAAAGUGGGAAGAAUUGGCUGAAGUUUACGGUUCUAACAAGCCAGAUGCUGAAGUUAUUAUUGCACACAUUGACCACACUGCCAAUGAUGUCGCUACUCCAUUCAAAAUUGAAGGUUACCCAACUUUAGUCUUGUACCCAGCCAACGGUGAAAUCGAUGAAGCUACUGGUCUUAGAUCCCCAAUUUUCUUCGAAAAGGCCAGAGAAGUUGAUGACUUAAUCGAGUUCCUUAACGAAAACACUGGUAACAAGGUUGACGGUGACAAGUUAAGAAAGGCAUUGGAAGAAUCAAAGAAGUCAGGAUCAUCAGAAAAGAGAGAUGACUCCGCUAACGCUGCUGCUGAAGAUGACGAUGAAGACAGUGAUGACGAAGAAGCUCACGAUGAAUUGUAG
This is a messenger RNA of Dujonia railenensis, 1695 nucleotides long. Lineage: Eukaryota; Fungi; Ascomycota; Pichiomycetes; Serinales; Debaryomycetaceae. The record is from the annotation of a GenBank genome assembly.